CUAAUACACGUGGUUUACAACCGCAAGCUCUGAACUGAACUGUGAGGUGCCAGAGGAGGAAAAGCGAGGGGAGAGAGAACCAUGUUAUCUUCUUUUGUGCAAUAAUUGCAGUUUCGUGAGGACUUCGCCUGUGUCGUUUAUAAAGAGCUCAAAGCGAACUCUAUUUCCCUGAUGUGUGCAUUGUUGGAAAAUAAAAAGAUUCUGUGCUUCGUUUGGUUGCCUUGUUGAAAACCAGAAACAUCUCUUUGCAAAAAAGGACUGAGAUGGGAAACAAUAAUGUAGCAUGAUCUAAAAUACCAGCGCUGAUGUUGCAUCAUGCAAAUCAGGUUUCAUAGUAAGUCGAGAGGUUUUGCUUUAUAUGAUUUAAUUGUUCGUGCCUGUGUACUAAAUCCAUCCAUGCAUAGCUAGAGUAAUAAAGACUUGAAAAAUGCAAAAAUGUUUAUCAUUUAAAGACACGGCAUAUACUGUAAGCACGUUCUUUGUGAGUCCUAACUAAUCAAAAUGUAUAUUUAUUUUCACUGCCGGAUUUAAAGAAUUACGUUAAGGCAUAUAUUCUCUUUUUCAUUUUUAUGGUAAAUUAAAUAUACCCCCAUUUACCUCGGAUCUAAAAUACUGGAAGUAUUAAUAGCCAUGUGAAUCUUUACACCGUAGGGAUUUAAACAAGUUCAAUGUCCUCCAUGUAUUGGCUAGUGAAAGUUUCCCAGUCGUUCUGUGGAAGGUGAUUUAUCAGACGGAGAGACUUUACCGGAACAUUCACCUGAAAAGAACUGGUUUUAAGUCAGUCCGAAGUCAGGGAAUUUGUUACAACGUCGUGUUUUCAAAAUGAAGAGGAGACAGAAACGAAUUCUGCAGAUGACUUUUGUGUUCAUGGUGGCUUUGAUUUUCUUGCCAAAUAUUGGCCUGUGGUCCCUUUACAAAGAGAAACACUUGAUUAAAUCUUCCGAGGCUGGAGAACAGGAAUUUCCUUUAGGCUUGAGUGAAGGACACAUUUACACAUGGAGUGAUGGCUUAAGAAGAAAAGAUUGGCAUGACUAUGAAAGCAUCAGAAAAGAUGAAAUCCGUGCAGGUAAGGGGGAACAUGGGAAGCCUUACCCACUUACAGAAGAAGAAUGUGAUGACUCUGCAUACAGGGAGAAUGGCUUUAAUAUCUAUGUUAGCAACAACAUUGCCUUGGACCGCUCUCUGCCAGAUAUCAGACAUCCAAACUGUAAGCAAAAGCUGUAUUUGGAAAAUCUACCAAACACCAGCAUCAUCAUCCCUUUCCACAAUGAAGGCUGGUCCUCACUGCUGCGGACAAUUCACAGUAUUACCCACAGAACUCCAGACCACCUGAUUGCAGAAAUUAUCCUCGUGGAUGACUUUAGUGACAGAGAACAUCUAAAAGAUAAGUUAGAAGAAUAUAUGGCAAGAUUCCCUAAGGUGAGGAUUGUACGAACGAAGAAGAGAGAGGGACUGAUUCGAACUCGACUACUGGGCGCUACAGUAGCAAAAGGAGAAGUCUUAACCUUCCUGGAUUCCCAUUGUGAGGCUAAUGUGAACUGGCUGCCACCUCUGCUUGACCAGAUUGCUCAAAACCACCGAACAAUUGUGUGCCCCAUGAUUGAUGUCAUCGACCACAACCACUUUGGGUAUGAGGCGCAGGCUGGGGAUGCCAUGCGAGGAGCCUUUGACUGGGAAAUGUACUACAAGCGGAUUCCCAUUCCAGCUGAGCUCCAGAGCACUGACCCCAGUGACCCAUUCGAGUCACCUGUCAUGGCAGGGGGUCUAUUUGUAGUAAAUCGUCUGUGGUUCUGGGAGCUUGGAGGUUACGAUCGUGGACUUGAGAUCUGGGGAGGAGAGCAGUAUGAAAUAUCGUUUAAAGUUUGGAUGUGUGGAGGCAGUAUGUAUGAUGUUCCUUGUUCCAGAGUUGGGCACAUCUACAGAAAGUAUGUCCCCUACAAAGUGCCGUCAGGAACCAGUUUAGCAAGAAACCUGAAGCGAGUUGCUGAGACAUGGAUGGAUGAGUACACUGAAUAUAUCUACCAGCGGCGGCCGGAGUACAGACAUCUCUCAACUGGUGACCUGUCAGCACAGAAAGAACUGCGCAAACAGCUCAAGUGUAAGGAUUUCAAGUGGUUCAUGGCAGCAGUGGCCUGGGACCUGCCCAAGUACUACCCGCCCGUGGAACCAUUACCAGCUGCCUGGGGAGAGAUUCGGAAUGUUGUAGCCAAUCUUUGUAUAGACAGUAAACACGGCUCCACAGGGACAGAACUAAGACUGGACGUUUGUGUGAAGGAUGGCUCAGAACGGACAUGGUCACAUGAGCAGAUUUUUACCUUUGGCUGGAGAGAAGAUUUAAGGCCUGGGGACCCACUCCACACAAGGAAAUUUUGCUUUGAUGCUAUCUCCCACAGUAGCCCUGUCACACUGUACGACUGCCAUGGCAUGAAGGGCAACCAGCUCUGGCUCUACAGGAAGGAUAAAACCUUGUACCACCCAGUGAGCAACAGCUGCAUAGACUGUAGCCCUGGGGAUAAGAAGAUUUUCAUGCACAGAUGCGACCCUCUGUCUGAAACACAGCAGUGGAUUUUCCAACACAUCAAUGCAACUGUUCUAGAAAAAUUCAACAGCCCUGCCAGCUCCUAGGAAUGCCAAGUGAAAUAAAAAGGAACAGCAGAUUACUCGCUUGCAGGAACUCCUAAAGCAUCUUAAUUGAUGGAUUCGGGUAUUACAUUUCUCAUCUUUAGGAGGCCCGUUCUCAGGAUCUCUUAUUAAUUGGAGGAGGAGGGGGGGGAGGGGGGACAACAGCUUAAGAAAGCAGACUUCCAAUGUGCACACACCAGACACUCUCGACCAACAGAUUCAGGAAGAGCAAAUAUGGGAUUAAAAAUGGGUGCCUUGCUGGUCAAGGUCAGACAGACUUUGUGACGACAAACAGCCAACUCUAACUUGAAUCUAUUCUUAGCUCGGGCCAGCCCCUCAGAUUGUGCAUUGCUGUGGAAAAUACUGAAUUUGUUCUUGUUACCAGACACAAAACUGCAUGACUGUCUCUUGGCUCUCGAAGAACUACCCAGUGGUUCACAAGCUGUCCAUUCACUGUUGGCCAACAAUGUUUUUAUAAUGUGCAAUGUAAUGGUAUUGUAUCCAUAAUGUAUAUAAAAAGUCAUUUUUUCUUGUUCUUACAAAAAAAGAUAGUAUUAGCAAAAAAUACAGUGCCUUGCAAAAGUAUUCAGACCCCUGACCAAUUCUC
Messenger RNA from Acipenser ruthenus (sterlet), 3229 nucleotides. RefSeq names its product polypeptide N-acetylgalactosaminyltransferase like 6 (gene galntl6). The record is from RefSeq and is a predicted model, not a curated record. The coding region runs from base 823 to 2625 and encodes 600 amino acids. Gene Ontology annotation, cellular component: Golgi apparatus. Lineage: Eukaryota; Metazoa; Chordata; Actinopteri; Acipenseriformes; Acipenseridae. The transcript is spliced from 12 exons.